AUGGCGUACAUCGCCCUCCAAUCCGCGUCCACGGGCCUCAGCGCCCUGAGCACCAACCUGGACGUCAUCGCGAACAACCUCGCGAACGUGAACACCGACGGAUUUCGCGCCUCUCGCGUGAACUUCGAGGACCUGAUGUACCAGCAGCGCGCCAUGCCCGGUGUCGAGAACACCGACGGCGACCGCAAGCCAACGGGCUUCUUCGUCGGCCUGGGGACGCGCAUCUCCGGCACCCAGUUCGACCUCCGGCCGGGAUCGCCCAUCAACACCGGCAACCCGCUCGACGUGACCAUCGAGGGCCCCCGGGGCUACUUCCAGGUCAUCGUCGAGGACGACCGCGCCGAGGGCGGCAUCGCCUACACACGCUCCGGCAACUUCACGGUGAACUCCGAGGGCGACCUCGUCCUCGCGAGCUCGGAGGGCCGCCUCCUCGAGCCGAACAUCAACAUUCCGGACGGCGUCACCGGCAUCUCGGUGGGCGCGACCGGCAUCGUCGAGGGGCUCCUCCCGGGCGACGCCGAGCCGACCGAGUUCGGCCAGAUCAUGCUCGUGGACUUCACCAACCCGGGCGGACUCAUCCCGCUCGGCGAGACCCUCUUCGCCGAGAGCGCCGGUUCCGGCACCCCGAUCGAGAGCGAGCCGGGCGAGAACGGCAUCGGCCGCCUCAUCUCGGGCUUCAUCGAGCUCCUCGCGUCCAUCCUGCUCGCCCUCUCCUUCGCGCACGCGGCGUUCGCCGGCGGCAUCACGCUCAAGCGGGCCGCCCGACUCCAGGCGGGCGAGACGCUCACGCUCGGCGAGAUCGCGCGGCUGACCGAGGACGUCGACCGCGAGCUCCGCGCGGUGCCCGUCGCCCUCCCGGGCGACGCGGGCGGGGCGGUCACGCUCACGCUCGAGGACGUCCGCGCCGCGCUCCGCGACGCGGGGCGCGACCCGUCUCGCUACGCCCUGAGCGGCUCCUCGUGCGCCAUCCGGGUGAUCCGCCCGGAGGCGGCGGAGGCGCCGGCCGUGGCGCCGGUCGAGGCGGCCUGGACGCCCUCGAACGACGAGCACUCCUUCCACACGCGGAUCCGGCGCAUCCUCGAAGAGCACUACGCCGCCGAGGGCCCCGACCUGCGGGUCUCCUGGCAGGAUCGCGACCACGGCUUCCUCGACCGCACCGACCCCAACGUCCGCCUCGUGGUGGAGCCGCUCUCGACCGGAGACGCCGCCCGGGCCGCGCUGCUCGUCCGCCUCUGGCGGGACGACGCGAUCAUCGAGACGCACACCCUCCGCGCGGACAUCGAGAUCCGCCGGACGCUCUGGUACGCCGCGAGGGACAUCCGUCGCGGCGACACGAUCUCGGACGCCGACCUGCGUGCCGAGCGCGGCUUCUCCCGCCCGGACGGCAACGAUCUCAUCGAGACGGCGGACGAGGCGGUGGGCAUGAUCGCGCGGAAAACGGUCCGCGAGGGCGUGGCGAUCCUGAGGAGCCACACCGAGCCGCCCCUGCUCGUGGAGCGCGGGCAGAUCAUCACGCUGUACUGCAUGCGGGGCUCGAUCGAGGUCCGCACCACCGUCCGCGCCCGUGAAGAUGGCGUGCACGGUGAGGUCAUCGAAAUCCAGAAACCCGGCUCGCGUGAGACCAUGUUCGCGCGGGUCGACGGCCCGUCGGACCAUCCGAUGAACACGACACGCACCAUCGCCGCGACGGCGCUCCUCGCCCUCGCCGCCGGCUCCGCCAACGCCCAGAGCCUCUACGAAGUCGGCCAGCCGCAGCGCGACCCCCUGCGAGGCAACGUCGGCCCGCAGACCUCCGGCCCGACCGAUUCGCCGACCGCGGGCAUCGCCCUGCACGACGUGAGCCUCUUCGCCAUCACCCCGCCCGAGCCCCGCGUCUUCCAGGAGAACGACCUGGUGACCGUCAUCGUCUCCGAGCGGAGCCAGACCGAGCGCAGCCAGUCGCUCGAGACGGAGAAGGAGUACGACCUCGAGGGCGAGCUCUCGAACUUCCUCGACCUGAGCGAGCUGCUCGAGGGCCGAUUCGUGAAUGACGACGACGACAACUUCCCGCAGAUCGGCCUCGACCUGAGCAACGAGUUCAACGGCGAGGGCGACUACGAGCGCGAGGACCGCGUCACCGACCGCAUCACCGCGCGUGUCGUCGAGGUCAAACCCAACGGCACCCUCCUCCUCGAAGCACGACGGACAAUCAAGACCGACGAGGAAGAGUCCGUCGUCUCCCUCUCCGGCAUCUGCCGUCAGGAGGACGUGACGACCAACAACACCGUCCAGUCCAACCAGCUCUUCGACCUCGCGCUCGUCGCCGAGAACGAGGGCGAGAUCCGCAAGACCGCCAAGCCCGGCCUCAUCAAGCAGGCGACCACCGUCCGCGACCUCGUCCGCCUCGACGGCCACGGCGAGGCCCGCAUCUGGGGCCUCGGCUUCGUCACCGGCCUCCCCGGCACCGGCGAUCCGCUCACCACGCUCCCCCUCGCCCGGCAGCUCGCCGCCCUCAUGGAACGCGGCGGCAACCCGGUGCCGAACCUCGAGGAGCUGGCCGCGGGGCAGAACAUCGCCAUGGUCAUGGUCACCUGCGACGUCCCCGGCGAGGGCGCCCGCUCGGGCGACGCGUUCAACUGCACUGUCACCUCGCUCCACAACGCCCAGUCCCUCGAGGGCGGCGAGCUGUUCAUCACCCCGCUCAACGGCCCCAUGAAGUCGCACGGCGUCUUCGCGAUGGCGGCCGGGCCGGUCUCGAUCGAGGGCGUCACGCCCACCCGGGGCGUCGUCCGCAACGGCGCGAAGAUGAUCAUCGACCACGUCCCGACGGUCAUCCAGCCCGACGGCUCGCUCGAGCUGCUCGUCCAGCCGGAGUACGCCGGGUGGUCGAUGACGCGUCUCAUCGCGGACGCGAUCAACUCCGAUCAGGAGGGUCUGGGGAGCAACGGCGAGAUCAUCGCCCGCGCCAUGAACGAGCGAUCCGUCAUCGUCACCAUCCCCGAGGCCGAGUUCCAGAGCGGCGUGCCGGCGAACUUCAUCGCGAACAUCCUCGAGAUCUACAUCGACCCGACGCUCCUCUCGCUCCCGGCCAAGGUGCUCAUCAACGAGCGCGCCGGGAUCAUCACGAUCACGGGCAACGUCGAGAUCUCCCCGGCGACGAUCACCCACAAGGACCUGGUCAUCACGACGGUGGUCCCCGAGCCGCCCGUCGACCCGGUCAACCCGCGCCUGGAGACGACGCGCUGGCACAACAUCACGACCCGCCCGGACGACCGGCGCUCCAUGGCGAGCCUGAUCGACCUGCAGAACGCCCUGAAGGAUCUGGACGUCCCGGUCGUCGACCAGAUCGCGAUCCUCAAGCAGCUCCACCGCUCCGGCCACCUCCACGCGGAGUUCGUCAUCCGCGCGAACCCGACGCCGGCGAACGCCGCGCGCUCCAUCGCCUCGGCCGACCGCCGCCCGGGCACCGCGAGCUUCCGCGAGCGGCUCGAAGCCGAGCGGGCGCUCACCGACCCGGCGCAGAUCGCCAAAGCCGAGGCCCGCCGAGAGCUGGAGGAGAGUUCGAGGGAGAAAGCCGAAGAGUUCGUCGCGCAGGCGCUGGUGUACCCCAUGCUCAAGGAGGCCCGCGAGUCCGACAUGGCGUGGGGCCCCUUCCAGCAGGGCAAGCACGAGAAGGCGCUGAGCUGGCUCAUCGACGAGCGCGUCGCGCAGGACAUCGUCGGCGCCAAGAACUUCCCGCUCGUCGACCGCGUGGCCGAGUCGCUCAUCGAGACGAGACGCGUCAUGAACAAGACGACGCCAACCCGGGCGCCCAUGGCCGUGCUCUCGCCCGAGCAGACGCUCCGCGAGCUCGACCGGCUCGUGACCAACCUCGAGACGCAGUACGGCGCGAUGCUCCAGGCCGUCGAGGCCCACGAGAAGGCGAUGCGCGUCGCCGAUUCCGCGACCAUGGCCACGUGCGUCGCUCGCGAGAACGAGGCCGUGCAGGCCAUCGCCGAGCUCGACAAACGACGGGCCCACAUCGUGAGCCUCUACAAGAAGAGCAACGGCAUCACCGCGCAGAACGACGGAGCCGAGCCGCUCACGAUCACCGCGAUCGCGCGCCGCAUCGGCGGCGAAUCCGGCGGCCGACUCGCCGCCCGCGCCGAAGAACUCCGCGGGCUCAUCGGCCGCGUCCGAACGAAGACGGACGCGCUCCACAUGGCCGCGAAGAUGCUCGGCGCCCACAUGGACGGGCUCAUGCGGCAGGUCAUGCAGAUGCUGAACCACGCGCAGGUGUACUCCCGCGGCGGCUCGGAACGGGCGAUGGGACUCACCAACUCGCUGUUCAUCGGGCAGACAGCGCUCACCGCGAGCCAGAUCGCCCUCCAGGUGACCGGCAACAACAUCGCGAACGUCUCCACCCCCGGCUUCCACCGGCAGGUGGUCACGCUCGAGCCCACCCGGGGCGGGUUCAUCGGCAACCGCGCGACGAUCGGUCGCGGCGUCGAGCUCUCGCGCAUCGCCCGCGCCAUCGACCCGGCGCUGCAGAACCGCCUCCGCUCGACGAUCUCCGACCAGCAGGCCGCGCAGAUCGGCCAGGCCGCGCUCGCGCAGCUCGAGGCGCUCACCAACGAGCUCACCGGACGCGACCUCUCCACCCAGCUCUCCACGUUCUUCAACGCGUUCUCCGAGGUCGCGAACGACCCGACCUCCGCCGUGGUCCGCGAGGCGGCGGUGGAGAACGGGGCGGCGCUCACCUCGUUCAUCCGCGGGCUCCGCGAGGACGUCCUCCGCACGCGCGACCAGCUCGACGCGCAGCUCCGCGGCGCGGUGGAACGCGCCGACGGCCUGCUCACCGAGAUCGCGGACCUGAACAAGGCCGUCGUCCUCGCCGAACUCGGCGGGAACAACGGCGAGGACGGCAACCUCCGCGAUCAGCGCGACUUCCUCAUCAACGAGCUCUCCGCGCUGCUCGACAUCUCCGUCCAGGAACGCGAGAGCGGCGCGGUGGACAUCUUCGUCGACUCCAAGCCCGUCGUGCUCGGCGCCGAGUCCCGCGGGCUCGAGCUCCGCGUCCGCUCGACCGACGACGAGCUGCUCGUCGAGGUCAUCACCACCGAGUCGCAGGAGGUCUCGAACAUCACCUCCGGCCAGAUCGGCGCCCUGCUCGACCAGCGCGACAACGAGGUCGACCGAACCCUCGACGACAUCGACGAGCUCGCCGCCGCGAUCAUCCACGAGGUCAACCGCCUGCACACCAGCGGCCGCCCGACGAGCCGCAUCACGGACCUCACCGGCACCCGCCGCGUCCCGCCCGCCGACCGCGCCCUGGCCUUCAACGACCCGACCAACGAGACCUUCGCCGACCUGCCCUUCCGCGUUCGCAACGGCAGCUUCGAGGUCGUCGUCCACGACGGCAACGGCAACGCCUCGACGACCGUCAUCGAGGUCGACCUCGACGGCAUCGACGCCACCGGCGCCGCCGGAUUCACCGACGACACCUCGCUCGACGACAUCGUCGCCGCGCUCGACGCGAUCUCGAAUCUCAACGCCAGCCUCGACAGCGCCGGCCAGAUCCGACUCACGACCGACGCCGGGUUCGACGUCAGCUUCGGCAACGACACGAGCGGCGCCCUCGCGGUCCUCGGCGUCAACACGUUCUUCUCGGGCGAGGACGGCGCGACCAUCGCCGUCCGCCAGGCCCUCCGCGACGAUUCCGGCCUCCUCUCCGUCGGCGCGGACGACGGCAUCAACGGCACCGCGCUGAGCAUCGCCCAGCUCCGCACCACGGGCGUGCAGUCCCUCAACGGCGGCACGCUCAUCGACCGCUGGCUCCAGUCCGUCGAGGAGACCGCCGUGCGGUUCAACUCGACGAACACCCGCGCCCAGGCGCUGAACACGGUGCGGCAGUCGCUCGAGGCGCAGGAGGCGGCGGUGGGGGGCGUGAGCCUCGACGAAGAGUCGCUCAAUCUCAUCACCUACCAGCAGCAGUUCACCGGCGCAUUCGACAUGGGCGGCAUCCCCUCCAACAUCUCGCGCGUCCCCAACCUCCUCGCGACGCAGCUCAUCUCCCGGAACGUCACCUCGUCCAACCUCGGGCUGCUCCGGCUCCAGGAGCAGCUCUCCUCGGGCCAGCGACUCAACCGCCCGAGCGACGACGCGGUCGCCUCCUCCAUCGUCUCCACGCUCGACCUGCGCCUGGAAGAGGGCGAGCAGCGCGGGCGAAACCUCUCGCACGCCUCGAGCGUGCUCAACACAAUCGAUCAGGCCCUCGCGGAGCUCAACAACUCCGUCGUCGAGGCCCGCUCCAUCGCCUCGAGCGAGAUCGGCGUCGGCUCGGACGAGUCCACGCGCUCCGCGCAGGCCGCCGUCAUCGAUUCCCUCCUCGACGGCGUCUUCCGCACGCUCAACUCCAGCUUCGGCUCCCUGCGCCUCUUCGGCGGCGAGCGCACCGCGACGAACCCCGUCGAGCGCUUCGAUUCCGGGUUCCGCUACACCGGCGCCGGCGAGGGCCUGUUCACCGACCUCGGCGGCGGGAUCGAGUUCCCAAUCACCAUCGGAGCCGACGACGCCGUCGGCGCCGUCUCCGCACGCGUCCGGGGCGACGUCGACCUCAACCCCAUCCUCACCGUCGACACCCGCCUCACCGACCUCCGCGGCCCGGACGGCCCCGUCGACAACCUCGGCUCCGUCGAGAUCAGCAUCGACAACGGCGGCGGCCCCGUCACCGUGAUCGCCGACUUCUCCGAGGCCGAGACCAUCGGCGACGUCGUGGACAUCAUCGAGAGCAACAUCCGCGCGACCGACCCCGGCGCGCUCGCCGGCGGCUACCCGGGCGGCGUCAGCGUGAUCAACGACCGCGUCGAGCUCUCCGGGCUCAACGCCGGCUACACCAUCAUCUUCAACGACGGCGCGACCGGCGACACCGCGCGCUCCCUCGGCCUCGACAACGCCCUGUUCACCAGCGCCUCGCGCUCCAACCCCGACCCCAACGCCGAUCUCAAUCCCCGCGUCACCGAGCGGACCACCGUCGCGGCGCUCAACCCCGCGACCGCCGUCGACCCCGGCACCAUCACCAUCCGCAACGGCGGGCGCGUCGGCACCGUCACCGUCACGCCCGCGACGACCAUCGGCGAGCUCCGCGAGGCCAUCGACCGGCUCGACAUCGGGGCCCGCCUCGAGAUCGACGCCGACGGCGACACCAUCAACAUCGUCAACGAGCUCUCCGGCUCACGCCUGAGCGUCGAAGAGGGCGGCAACCUCACCGCGACCACACUCGGCGUGCGCACCUUCGCGCAAACAACGCCCCUCAGCGCAUUCAACGACGGCCGGGGCGUCGAAAUUGCCGACGGCGAGACCGACCCCACCACCGGCCUCCCCGACCCGGACCGCAACGUCGAUUUCGAGAUCACCCUCGCCGACGGAUCCCAGUUCACCGUCGACCUCGAGCCCGCGGACAUCGUCGACGUGAGCACCCUGCUCACCAAGAUCAACGCCGAGGCCACCACCGCAGGAUUCGGCGCCGUCUUCAACGCGACGCUCUCCACCGGCUCCAACGGCAUCGUCUUCGAGGACACGACCGGCGGCGGCGGGGCCGUGAGCGUGGAAUCGCUCAACGGGUACGCCGCGGAGGACCUCGGCCUGCUCAACGCGACGUUCACCGCGGGCGCCCCCGCGACGCUCCAGGCGGAGGACCGCGCGACGGUGCGAGUGGACUCGCUCUUCACCGCCCUGAUCGACCUGCGCGAGGCCCUGACGUCGAACGACGAGCGUGGCAUCACCUUUGCGGGAGACCGACUCGAAGAGGACAUCGACCGGCUGGUCACCACCCGGGCGCUCGUGGGGUCGCGGGCGUCGCGGGUCGACGACGAGGUGGUGCGACUCGAGGACACGACCCUGCUCGACACCUCGAUCCGCUCCCAGCUGAUCGACCUGGACUACGUCGACGCCUCGACGAAGUUCAGCCUCUUGCAGACGCAGCUCCAGGUGCACACCGCCCGCUUCGGUGCGAUCGAGAUCAACGAGGAUCGCAUCAUCACCUUCCCCAAGGGCCUUCUCGGCUUCUCGGAGCAGAAACGCUACUGCCUGCUCCAGCCCAACGACGACGCCUGCUUCUUCUGGCUCCAGUGCCUGGACGACCCGAACCUGGCGUUCGUCAUCACCGACCCCAACCUGUUCGUGAAGGACUACUCCGUCCCCGUCCGCGACGACCAGCUCGAGUCGCUCAAGCUCGCGGACCUGGGCGACGCGCAGGUCUUCGUCAUCGUCAACAAGGUCGGCACGAUGCUCACGGGCAACCUGCAGGGCCCGCUCGUGAUCAACACCCUCGACCGAGUCGGCGAGCAGUUCGUCCUCGCCGAGAAGCGGUGGACGACGCGUCACGAGCUCGUCUCCCUCAAGCAGCCGGCGCGGAGCGCCGGCGACGACACGCGACGGAUGAUCCGGCGCGACAACACAAUCACGGAUCCACGGAGGGAUUCCACAAUGCUCGUGCUUUCGCGACAACGCGACGAGACCAUCAUGAUCGGCGACGACGUCGAGAUCACCGUCGUCGAUAUCCGGGGCGACAAGGUCCGCCUCGGCAUCACCGCGCCGACGUCCAUCGCCGUGCACCGCAAGGAGGUGUACGAGGCCAUCCGCGAGGAGAACCGCAAGGCCGCCUCGCUGGACGGCGACGCCAUGCCCGACCUCGCCACCGCCCCCAAGCCCGUCGCGCCCAAACGCAGCGCGUCCAACUCCCUGAGGAGGAUCGACAUGACACGCAUCAACACCAACGUCGCGAGCCUGUUCGCACAGCGGAACCUCAACCGCUCGAACAUCGACCUCGAGAACAGACUCCAGCGCCUCGCCACGGGCCUCCGCAUCAACCGCGGCGCCGACGACCCCGCCGGCCUGAUCGUCUCGGAACGGCUCCGCACCGAGCUCCGGGGUAUCGAGCAGGGCAUCAAGAACUCCGAGCGCGCCACCAACGUCAUCGCGACCGCCGAGGGCGCCCUCGCCGAGGUCUCCGAGCUCCUCAACUCCAUCAAGGCCCUCGUCGUCGAGGCCGCCAACUCCGGCGCCUUCAGCGCCGAGGAGAUCGAGGCCAACCAGCUCCAGAUCGACUCCGCGCUGGACUCCAUCACACGCAUCUCCAACACCUCCUCCUUCGCCGGGCUUAAGCUGCUCAACGGAUCGCUCGCGUACCGCGUCUCCGGCAUCGACCAGACGAACAUCAUCAAGAGCCAGAUCUUCGGCGCGAACUUCGGCGACCGCACCACCAUCGACGUCGACGUCGAGGUCAUCGGCUCCGCGCAGCAGGCGAACCUCUUCCUCCGCACCAGCUCCUUCCCCGCGAUCAGCCAGAUCCCCUCCACGGUGGUCCUCGAGGUCGCCGGCCCGCGCGGCGUCCAGGAGCUCAGCUUCCCCUCCGGCACGGACAUCGACCGCAUCGUCCAGGCCAUCAACGAGCGCGUCGCCAUCACCGGCGUCUCCGCCUCGCGCGUCAGCGCGACCGACGCCUCCUCCGGCCUCGUCUUCAACUCCGUGGACUACGGCUCCGAGGCGUUCGUCUCCAUCCGCAAGCUCUCCGGCGGCACCACCUUCGACUUCGCCUCCCUCACGAACAACGACCCCGGCCCCAUCGACUGGACCGGCGGCACCAACAUCACCCUCGCCGACACCGAUUUCGGCAAGGACGUCGAGACGCUCGUCAACGGCGCCUUCGUCCGCGGGCGCGGGCUGGACGUCACCCUCCGCGACCCCUCGCUCGACCUCAAGGUCACGCUCGACGCCACCUUCGCGACCACCAUCUCGGGCACCCCCGAGGACUUCGUGAUCACCGGCGGCGGGGCGCUCUACCAGCUCGGGCCGCAGGUCAACGCCCAGCAGCAGGUCUCCGUGGGCAUCGCCUCCAUCGCCGCCACGCGCCUCGGCGGGGCCCUCGUCACCAAAACGGACGGCACCCAGGAAGUCCAGUUCCUCUCCUCCUUAAAGGAAGGGGGCGACAACGCGCUCUCCUCGGGCAACUUCCUGAACGCCUCGACCAUCCUCGACCAGGCGAUCGACGAGAUCUCCCAGGCCCGCGGACGCUUCGGCGCCUUCGAGCGGAACGUCCUGCAGACCAAUAUCCGGUCCCUCCAGGCCGGCCUCGAGAACAUCACCUCGUCCGAGUCCAUCAUCCGCGACGCGGACUUCGCGGAAGAGACCUCCGCCCUCACCCGGUCGCAGAUCCUCACCCAGGCCGGCACCUCCGUGCUCGCCACGGCGAACACCAACGAUCCGGCGCAGACCGUCACCCUGAACCCCGAGAAGACGCCCACGGAUUCAUGCGACACGGGCACUCGUCGAUCUCCACAUCACGAGCGUGCUCCACGAGCACCUCCCCCGCGCGGUGCGGUUCCUCGCGGGAACGAAUGCCACGGAGGUCGCUCGACGUACCGAGCGAAACGACAUCUCGGCCGGGCGAGAAGCACCCGGGACACUCAGGGAGGAUCGGAUCCAAUGACACGAAUCAACACCAACGUGAACUCGCUCAUCGCGCAGCGCGUUCUGACCCAGAACAACCAGUCGCUCAGCCAGUCGCUCGAGCGCCUGAGCACGGGUCUCCGGAUUAACCGUGCCGCGGACGGCCCCGCCGGCCUCAUCGCGUCCCAGAACCUCCGCGCCGAGCAGGCCGGGCUCUCCAACGCGAUCUCCAACGCCGAGCGUGCCGACCAGGUCGUGAACAUCGCUGAGGGCGGCCUCACCGAGGUCUCCGGGCUCCUCACCGAGCUCCAGGGCCUCGUCACCGCCUCGGCCAACACCGCCGGUCUCUCCCAGGAAGAAAAAGAAGCCAACCAGCUCCAGAUCGACUCCAUCCUCCAGACCAUCGACCGUCUGGCCGAGUCCACGUCCUUCCAGGGCGAGAAGCUCCUCAACGGCUCCUUCGAUUAUGAGACCACCGCGGUCGCCGCGACCGUCGACAGCUUCUCCGUCAACCGGGCCAAGCUCGGCUUCGGCGAGACCCGCGACGUCGACGUCCUCGUGACGCAGUCCGCCCAGCAGGGCGCCCUCGCGCUCUCCUUCGGCGGCGCCAUCGACCUCACCAACGCCACCUCGGCCUUCGUCAUCGAGCUCACCGGCGCCAAGGGCUCUCGCGAGCUCUCCUUCUCGUCCGGCACCACGCUCGCCGACUUCGCCGCCGCGAUCAACACCUUCAAAGAGGUGACCGGCGUCUCCGCCCUCGUCUCCGGUGCCGGCCACGUCCGUCUCGAUACGGUCGGCCUCGGCUCCGACGAGUUCGUGACCGUCAAGGUCAUCAACGAUGGCGGCGAGACCGGCGCGAUCGUCUCCAAGGACACCACCGACGUCGACGCCAUCGGCGGCGCCGGUUCCACGACGACCGCCUUCACCGCCGCCGGCAACGGCAUCACCGACGAAGGCCAGGACAUCGCCGGCACCAUCAACGGCGUGACCCUCGUCGGCAGCGGCACCACCGGCCGGAUCAACACCGAGUUCCUCGACAUCGAGAUCGACCUCACCACGGCCGGCGCCCAGGCGCUCGCCAACAUCUCCGCCCUGCAGAUCACGGGCGGCGGAGCCGACUUCCAGCUCGCGGGCGACGUCAACAUCGCCGGCAAGACCUCGCUCGGCAUCGGCAACGUCGCGGCCCGCGGCCUGGGUCGCACCGACGACUCCGGCACCGCCCGCUUCCUCUCCGACCUCGGCUCCGGCGCCUCCCUCAACGUUGUUGACGGCGACACCACCAAGGCCCAGGAAGUCCUCGACGCGGCGAUCCGCGAGGUUUCCGGCCUCCGAGGCCGCCUCGGCUCCUUCCAGAGCAACACCGUCGGCGCGACCAUCCGCUCCCUCGGCGUCUCGCUCGAGAACUCCACGGCCGCCGAGUCCAUCAUCCGCGACGCGGACUUCGCCACCGAAACGGCCGGUCUGACCCGGGCCCAGAUCCUCUCGCAGUCCGCGACGCAGGCUCUGACGCUCUCGAACAGCCAGCCGCAGGCCGCUCUCGCGCUGCUCGGGUAA
Symbiodinium necroappetens is the source of this 11961-nucleotide messenger RNA. The record is from the annotation of a GenBank genome assembly. Lineage: Eukaryota; Dinophyceae; Suessiales; Symbiodiniaceae.